This is a messenger RNA of Enterobius vermicularis (human pinworm), 1131 nucleotides long. The record is from the annotation of a GenBank genome assembly. Lineage: Eukaryota; Metazoa; Nematoda; Chromadorea; Rhabditida; Oxyuridae.
AUCGUUGCGCUCUUAACAACAGACAUUGCUUUUGUUAACGGUGCCCCUCAAGUUUGUCUAACUUGUGUGAUUCCAUGUACAACUUGUGAAGGACAGUGGGGAGAAUGGGGACCGUGGAGCGAUUGCACAUUUCAAUAUGGAGUGUGGGGCAGAACAAGAGAAAGAAGCUGUAGAGGUGCAAACUGUGAAGGUGCCAGAGAUGAAGCUAUAAGAUGUGAUCCGCCAACCACAACCACACUUCCACCGCCUGUCUGGGGCGAAUGGUCUGCAUGGACCAUAUGCAGCGCUUCAUGCGGUGGUGGCACACAAACACGAACCCGAUUGUGCAUUAGAGUCGCCGGUCAAACGCUUAGUUGCAGUGGUCCUUCAAGCGAAACGCGCAACUGCAACCCCCAGCCUUGUUGCAACUGGGGUCAGUGGGGACCAUGGAGUAGUUGUUCGGUUACAUGUGGUAAUGGUGUUUCAAUUCGGUCACGAGAAUGUUCUUGCUCUCAGGGAUGUCAAGGAGAGUCUAUACAAGAACAAACUUGUACAAACGCACCUUGUCAGGAGUCGUGCAAUACAGGCUGCAGCUCCUGUUGCAGUAUUUCUAUUUGCGCGUCUUGUGUACCGGGCCAACCUUGUGCUUCCACAUGCUUCCCAGAGGGUAGCAGCUCAGUUCCAACAAUAGGUGGUAGCACUAUUCCAACAAUAAACUCAGGAGCCGUUCCUACAAUUCCAACUAUAGGGUCAGGAGACGUUCCUACAAUUCCAACUAUAGGGUCAGGAGACAUUCCUACAAUCCCAACAAUUGGCUCAGGAGCUUUGCCUACAAUCAACAGUGAUUUACCAGUUAUUGGUUCAGGCAACAUUCCACAAAUUCGGAGUGUUCGUCAAGCUGUUCAAACCGCAUAUAACGGUAUGUCUGUGCCUUCUAAUCGACUGGCCAAUGCUGCUGUACCAGCGACGUUGCAAGGCGGAAUAGCGACGUUGCCAGAGAUCGGUGAACUCAGACCUGUAGUGGAUGCACCAGCAAAUGGUGCCGCAAUAACUGUAAACCCAAACAGUAACAACAAUGGUGUAGUAUACUCAUACUACCACCCAUACUACAUGCCGAGGCAAAGGGGGCCGACUCCUGUGAUAAGGCAAUGA